UGGAUGUGGGACUGAAACAUUUUAAAUGCCUUCAUCUCUAGGUAGACACCUCCCAGGGUGUUUUAAAGAGCCUUUAGAUUAAUCUGUCUUCAAAGUGUUUGGGUUUGUUUUCUUGAGGGAUAUUCCAGUGGGAUUCAGUAGAGGGUAGCUGAAUCGAUCCAUGAAGACAUCAGUAAGACUGCUGAAAUUCAGUGGUAUAUUCCUGUUUAUGCAUUUGGGGUUUUGGAGGAUCAAGACAAAUGCUUUUCUUGCGGGUUGGACUCUGUUCAGAUAUUGAUGUAAAAUCAAUUAUUCAACAAACCUUCGCAAAUGUCACUGUGUAGGUAGCCGAGUCAUCUCUUCUAAAUAAGUGGUUUGUUUACGUGCAGGGCUUUACUCUGGUUAACUGAAUGCUCUUUACUAAAGACUAUACUUUUUCCUCUGCACAACUACUUUAUGUGUGUUGUUUGUCUACCCUGGGAAUAAACAAGCUCCAUUCCUCUGUCUGUGUGACACAUCUGCCUGUACCUUGCCAUGUGCCCGCCGAGAGAAACACCUUGUACUGCACUGAGUCUCACGUUCACCAUGCCUGCCAUAGUCAACCUCCUUUUCAACGUCGUCUCCACCAACACCACCAUCUCCUUUUCCGUGGUACUGCCCAUGGUCAGCCUGGUCUCUCUUCUAGUGGGGGUUGGGGGUCACCUCCUGCUGUGGCUGGUGCUGGUUAGGAACCCCCGGAGCCGCUCCAAACCAAGCUCCGUCCUGCUCCUCAACCUCAGCCUGGCGGACCUGGGCGCCCUGCUCACCUUACCCUGUGUGCUUCUAAGUGCUAGUUUCCAGAACUGGGAGCUUGGAGGCGGGACCUGCGUCUUUCUGGGAUUCAUGACUUCCAUAACAGUGGGAGUGGAAAUCUUCAGUCUGGCGGCUUUGUCAGCGCUGAGGUAUCGUAUCGUUAUGCCACGGACGAGACUAGCUGCUAGUCUGACGCAAGUGUUAUGCACUGUAGUAGCCAUUUGGCUGGUCUCAGUAACCAUGGCGUUACCAAAGGUCACCUACAUCAACUUUGAUGGUGGUUGCACAUGGUUAGUAGGCAGAGAUGAGUGGCUGUUCUUCCUGGUUCCUGCCUUCCUGGUUUAUUAUGUGGCCCCUCUCCUCUGUAUUGCCAUCAACUGCGGCCUCAUCAUCUCCCAUCUCCAUGGCUGCAGGGGCACUCUGGCUGCUGACAGACGCAACAAAAAAGCUACCGCUCUGCUGAUUGCCUCAACACUGGUUUUUGCUAUUAGCUGGUUGCCAUAUUAUGCACUUGAGUUUGUGAAUGUUAUGUCACCCUAUGUUAGCUCUGCAGCUUCUCCCAUUAGCUUCUCCAAUUUGUCUCCAUUGUAUUUGCCAGUCACUUCAACUGUGCCAAGUGUGGAAACAGAGACAAGGGUGUCCCUGCUAUGGGAGGUCGCAUCCUUGAUGGCCAUUUUGCUGGUGUGUCUAGCACCAUGCUGGAACCCGCCACUGUAUUUCCUGCUGUCACGUCCGGCAGUACGUCAGCUCCGAGCUCUGCUGCCUUCCUUCUUUCAUAAGCAUUUGGGAAAAAAACCUGUACAGUGCUGGCGUAUUGCUCCUGCUCCUCCCCCAUGCCUACCACACCCUCAGCCUCCUGCACACUCACUUACUCACCAAACUCUGACACACAGACUGACUCAGUAAAAGUUAAUACACACAACUGUGCUCACUCACAUAUAGUACCCCCGUGACAUACUAUUCAUAUUUGCCAUCACAAGACACAUACAAAUACAUGAGUCACAGCAUGCUUUGUGUACACAUACUAUUAUGUAUGCUUAGAUGCUUAUGUGGUUAUACCCACAUCCUCUUCACAACAUUACAGUAAAUGUAUAAAAAGGCUCUAGGGAACAGUGCGUGGGGCCUCUCAGAUAGAUAACAGUGUAUCAUAAACAGAAUGCAUUACAUGCCAUAAAAACACAAGGUUUAUAUUGCUCAUCGCAAUGCCAGAGUCACUAAGCAACUCACUGUCCUGGUUGUGAGAAGCUUGAAGAGGAGAGCUGCAAGUCUGGGAUGAUUUAAGAGAAAAUUUUACAGCAAAACAAAGCAGGUCCUCUGUAUAUCAAUGUGCACAUUAUCAUUUACAAAACCAGGUCACUGAACCUUUUCAGAGCUCCCACAUGGGACCUGAAACCUGCAAUCUUAACAGCCUUUUUCAGGCACUAAAGGAUGUCUGCUGAGCCCACACUGACUGACAUGACCCAACCAAGCACACAUAAAACAGAUUCCCCAUGGAGCCUUUAAACAACCGUCCCCAAUCCACAAUAAAAGCGCGCCUGAUAAGUAUGACAUACAGCAUGUGCAUGAUGUAUGAACUAUGAAAAGAAUGUUGCCUGUUUCCAGAAGCCUUCAUAUGACAUCUUUACAUUGCAUCUUGUAGAUUACAAGAAAUACAGCCUUGCAAACCUAUUUCUAAGCUGCCUGACAGAGCAAAAACACAGGGGACACAGAGCGCCAUGCCUGCCUCCCUGUAAAGCUCCCUGUAAAGCACUUGGUUGCAACAUAAACUAAAUUCAGUGUCAUCUCAAUAACAUUGUGAAAAGAGGCCUCCUUGACUUAUGACAAGCAUAAAUAGAAGCUGACUAAUUUUGUUCUGGGCUUGUAUGCGGAGAAGUGCUUAUUAAAUAAGGAUUUGACAGAAAGGAUCACGUCACAAGAUGACUACGUGGGAAAAUUACUUCUUAACAAGUGGAGCCCAUCUGCAAACAGAGUGGUUUAAUAUCACAAUGUAAAGGGCAUGUCAUGUACUUGCAGUGGUCAGGGGCUUUGUUUGACAAAUUGGCUGUAGACGAGUAAUUGGAUUUUUUGUUGUCAGGCUAUUAAAUGGGCAGAUGUAAAGCAGUGAUUUAAAUUUAUUGGGAAGUUAGAAUCACUUAAACAUCCCUGAAUAUAGUUUGUUUUGCAGCUAAAAUGGCGAUGGCUUAAAAUUUUAAUCUGAAACACGAUCUAAGCUUGAAAAAAAACCUCAUUUGACCUUUUUGUUCAUGGAAAUAUAAACUAUCAUGAUAUUGCUGCUAUUAUGCAUUAUCUUCCUUUUUUUUAAAAACAGCUGAUAAAAACAUUUUUAGACAUAUUUUCUGGAAACUGCAUUUAAAUUAAGCUUCAAGCCUCUGGGUGGGUGUUUCACC
Molecule: messenger RNA, 3158 nt
Organism: Thunnus maccoyii (southern bluefin tuna)
Lineage: Eukaryota; Metazoa; Chordata; Actinopteri; Scombriformes; Scombridae
Product: somatostatin receptor type 3
Exons: 3
Coding region: 514-1677 (387 amino acids)
Biological process (GO): G protein-coupled receptor signaling pathway
Cellular component (GO): membrane
Molecular function (GO): G protein-coupled receptor activity
Source: RefSeq, a predicted model, not a curated record